CAUCAUUUCUUCCUUCCAUGUCACAGGAGGAAAAAAAAGCGGCAAGAAUCCAAAGCACACAUUCCCAUCACACCACACCAGUACACCGCUCCAUGUCCAUGGCAGGCGUGCACCGCUUCCCAUGCCCCGCCUCUCUCCUCCUUUCCCUGCAGUCGCAGCAGUCACAGCUGUGACCUGUCCAGUUCAGUCGCUUCAGCGUUCACAAGCGCGUUCUCUCCUCCUCUCUUUCCCCUCCCACCUCGCAAAGCUUGCUCACUUCUGUGUAAGGACAAUCCUCAGCAACCUCGUGGAGUCGUGGGGACUGGGGACGUCGUUGCCGUUCCCGGGCUCGGCAGCCGCCGCAAUGCUGGCGCAGGUGCUGCUCGUGCAUCUGCUCCUCCUCCUCCUCCUCGCCGCCACGUCCUCAGCCGACCACCACCGCCGCCAUUACUGGGGCAGAAGGGCGCUGCACGAGCCGCUGUUCCCUUUGGAGAGCACGCCCGCGCUGCCGCCGCCGCCGCCGCCCGCGCCGUUCUUCCCGUUCUUGCCAGGCGCCGCGGCGCCGCCGACGGUGACGCCGGAUGUCGGCUCCGCCUCCACCCCGGCGGACACCGCCGGCCCGGGUGACGCGUCGUCGUCCUCCUCGUCGUCGCCGCACCCCACGGCGCCGGCCAACAUCUCGUCCUUGGCCGCGCUGCCCGUCUCCUCCCACACCACGCCGCUCCGGUCCUUCCUCUCCUCCCACCGCCUCCUCACCGUCCUCGUCCUGGUCGUCGCCGUUGCUGCGGCCGUGCUCUCCGCCGCGCUCGUUUACAUCCUCGCCCGCCGCCAACGUCGUCACUCUCCCAAGGAGGAACCUGCGGUGUACACAAAGCCCUCCUCGCUUGCACCGGCCAACCCUGUGCUCUACGAUGGUGGCGACCAGCAUGGCCGGGGCUCGACGGCCACCGUCUCCAGCACCAGCUCGCCGGAGCUCAGGCCGAUGCCGCCUUUGCCCCGGCAGUUCCAGCAGACGCGGAUGAACUUUCCGUCAUGUUCAAAAUCCGUUCCUGACACCGGAACAGGAGGUAAGCGAGGAUCAGAGGGUGCUCCUCCUCCGCGGCCGCCGCCUCCUCCUCCACCGCCGCCUCCAAUGCCACCGGUGAAAGACAAGGGCGGCGCCACAGCAGCAGCAUCUGCUCCUCCGGCGCCGCCGCCACCUCUGCCCCGAGCCGGUAACGGCAGCGGCUGGUUGCCCCGGCGGCACUCCGAGCGCCAAGCGACCACGGUCAUCAGGGCCUCGGCGAGCGCAGUUCACCCAGAAGAGUCUCCAGGGCGCGCGCCGUCAGAGAAACAAACGGACUCGGACGCGGACGCGGCUGCUCUGCCGAAGCUGAAGCCGUUGCACUGGGAUAAGGUGCGCGCGAGCUCUGGCCGACCGACGGUGUGGGAUCAGCUGAAGGCGAGCUCUUUCCGAGUGAACGAAGAGAUGAUUGAGACAUUAUUCGUCUCAAAUUCGACAUGGAGAUCGUCCAAGAGUGGAACCAAGGGGCCAAAUUCCAGUUUGUGCAGCCAGGAGAACAAGGUCCUCGACCCGAAGAAAUCACAGAACAUUGCGAUAAUGCUAAGGGCGCUCAAUGCGACCAAGGAAGAAGUGUGCAAGGCACUCUUAGAUGGGCAGGCAGAGAGCCUUGGAACUGAGCUCUUGGAGAUGCUGCUGAAGAUGGCGCCUAGCAGGGAAGAGGAGAUCAAGUUGAAAGAAUACAGGGAGGAUGCUGUGUCUAAGCUUGGCCCUGCUGAGAGCUUCCUCAAGGCGGUGCUCGCGAUUCCAUUUGCUUUCAAGAGAGUGGAAGCGAUGCUGUACAUCACCAACUUUGAUUUAGAGGUUGACUACCUCAAGACCUCCUACAAAACUCUUGAGGCAGCAUGUGAAGAGCUUCAGGGCAGCAGGUUGUUCCACAAAAUAUUAGACGCAGUCCUGAAGACCGGUAACCGCAUGAACACUGGCACGAACCGUGGAAACGCCCAUGCCUUCAAGCUGGAUGCACUCCUCAAGUUAGUUGAUGUGAAGGGUGCCGAUGGCAAGACGACUCUCCUACACUUCGUCAUCGAAGAAAUCAUCAAGUCUGAAGGAGCUAACAUUUUAGCCACCGGCCAAACAUCUGACCAGGCGAGUGCCCUUGCAGAUGAGCUGCAAUGCAAGAAGGUAGGCCUGAAAAUUGUGGCAAGCCUUGGCGGUGAGCUCAACAGUGUCAAGAAGGCGGCAGCAAUGGACUCCGACGCGCUGGCCAGCUGCGUCUCCAAACUCUCCUCCGGCGUCAGCAAGAUCAGCGAGGUCCUGCACUUAAACCAGCAGCUUCUCGGUUCUGAUGACAGCUGCAAGAGGUUCCGUGCCUCAAUUGGCGAGUUCCUGCAAAAGGCCGAGGCCGAGAUCGCCGGGGUGCAGGCUCAGGAGGGCCGCGCCCUCGCCCUCGUCAGGGAGACGACCGAAUUCUUCCAUGGCGACUCGGCCAAAGAGGAAGGCCACCCGCUGAGGAUCUUCAUGGUGGUGCGCGACUUCCUCACAGCCCUCGAUCACGUCUGCAAGGACGUUGUGAAGAUGAACGAGCGGGCGGCGGCCGGUGGGUCAUCGCGGCGGGUGGGGAACAUGCACGUUCCUGCGGUGUUUAACUCGGUGCGGUCCACCAGUUCGUCGGAGGAGAGCUCGUCGCCCUAGCCGUUGGGAUGCAGCGCUGAUUGUCUGAGCAGGAAUCUGCAUCUUGCUGUCUAGAAGAACAGUGCAGGCUCAGACGCAGUAGGACCAUAAUUAUACUACAUAUUUUGUACCUGGUGAAGAUAGUUUGUAAAGUAAAUCCUAUGAUUCAGCGUGAUGAACAUCGUCCUGCCAAUGGCCUACCAAAGGUGAAAGUGGCAUUGUACAUGAUUCUGCAUGCUGAGAGCUACUGUUGGAUGAGAGCUUUUGAGCAACUGAUGAUAAAGCUCAGUCUCAUGAUAAAAGGUCGAUAGUGCUAUCUUGUCGCUAGCUCUUGAUAAAAAGCACUGGACAAGUUUAACC
Molecule: messenger RNA, 3013 nt
Organism: Sorghum bicolor (sorghum)
Lineage: Eukaryota; Viridiplantae; Streptophyta; Magnoliopsida; Poales; Poaceae
Product: formin-like protein 15
Exons: 4
Coding region: 122-2674 (850 amino acids)
Biological process (GO): actin cytoskeleton organization; actin nucleation
Molecular function (GO): actin filament binding
Source: RefSeq, a predicted model, not a curated record